Fonsecaea erecta is the source of this 1560-nucleotide messenger RNA. RefSeq lists its product as hypothetical. The transcript has 2 exons. The record is from RefSeq and is a predicted model, not a curated record. NCBI's taxonomy places the organism in Eukaryota, Fungi, Ascomycota, Eurotiomycetes, Chaetothyriales, Herpotrichiellaceae. Bases 1 to 1560 code for a protein of 519 amino acids.
AUGUCCUACUCGUACACGGUGACGGAGCGCAAACGAAAAACGACAACCUCUGGUGGGUAUGGAUACUCAGGCAGCAGGUCGACAUUUGGAUACUGGGUCCCCCUUGCUCUCACUGUGACGGCAGCAACGAUCGGCCUUGCUGCGUGGGUUUGGGGUGAGAGGAAGGAUGACGAGGAAUCGAGCGAAGAUGAACAAUACCAAGGAGCGCCUCCUCCUCCAGACUAUGCAUCAAUGAGCGGCGGUCUUCCUCCUGGACCACCAAUGGCGGCUGGCUUCCAGGGAGGACCGCCUCCUCCAGGUGGCGCUCCCUUUCCAAUGACACCCGGCCCGCAACAACCUGGAGGGUUUGGGCCUCCUCCUCCCGGCGGCUACCAAGGGCCUCCACCACCGGGUGGUUUUCAGGGACCUCCCGCUCCCGGAGAGUUUCAAGGCGGCCCUCCUCCUCCAGGCUGGCGUGGGACAGAAGAGGAAUACCGCGCGCGCUCGACUGGAGUAGAAGAGCAACAAGAGACUGGUAUAGUGGCUCGCAUGUCUAGCGCACUGGGUUUCGGUCGAUCAGCCACUCCUUCAGGCGAUCGAUCGCGCAGCCAGGGCCCGGCUCAGCCCUAUGAUUGGGCCAACAAGCCAUUUGCUUCCGCAUCGGCGGCGGCGGGCAAGAUGGUCGAUGCUGCCCUCAGCACCCUCAGUGGCGGAGGCGGCAAAGGCUACGAAGACCAUGAGCGAUGGAGUGAGGAAGCAGAACAGCGAGACAAUGACCGGCAGAUCCAACAGGGUAUCAAAAGGCGUGGAACAGCGGACGAGUUCUUCUCUGGGAGUAUAGAGCUGCCCAAGUCUGCAUCUAUUGCCAUCGGGAAAAGGAAGACUGUGGCUGUAGUUGUCUCAGCCGCGGGAUUAAACCCAGAGACCGAGUCGGACGUUGAACAACAUGCGUCGAUCCUUUCACAUCUACCGGAGUAUAUCGAACCCGAGUCGACACGAGUCUUCGUCCUUAUCUACGCACCAGAGUUAAAAUCGCACCCGCUCAGCCUCCCAACACGACGACCCUCGCAGUCCAUGGCAUCUUCGUUCUCCAACAUCAGCCAUGCAGAUGCACACACUCCCGCCCAGACACCAGGGGACUUUCCCGAUGAUGCCAUUCUGACUCAGGUGGAUCCGGCUCCGAUCGACGAAUCAAACUCACUCUUCAGGACUCUAUAUAAUCAAGCCAUGAACGUUGUGGACAAAGAUACCAUGGUGUUGCCCUAUACCUCGACGAAUGGCCAUAAACAUAUCCUCCGCAGCCUUUCCCCAGAGGUUGUGUAUAUCCAAGAGUCGCUCUGCGGUCGAGAUGGCGAGAUCGUCUCAGACCUGUCUGGCUGGGUGAAGCAAACUGUUAUUGUCAUCGGUGACGAAGGUGGCCACGGCGGAUUGAUCGAUACGGAUGACGAAUCCGUGACUCACAAGGCGACCGAAAAGUGGUGGCAGAAAGAAGAGAGGACGGGACUUGGGAAGAGAGUAGCAGUCGUGGAGAGUCUGAAGAUUGGGGAGGACUGGGACAGACGGAUCAACGAAAAAGAUUGA